AUGGCCGUCGCGAAGCACGUGGCGGAGGCGCACGAGGACGGCAUCUGGACCUGCGCCUGGACGAAGCAGGGCCACAUCGUCACGGGCUCCGUCGACGAGUGCUGCAGCGUCUGGGACGCGAACACGCUCGAGCAAAAAAAGACCUUCAAGAAGAACCUGCUCGGCGUCGUCUCCGUCGUGAGCAACUCCGACGGCAAGACCAUCGCCACGAGCUCCAUCGACAGCGUGCUCCGCUUCUGGAACCCCCUGUCCGAGUCGUCGGAGCCCGUCGGCUUCAUCGACGCCGGCCCCGUCGAGGCGUGGACGCUGAGCUUCCACCCCGACGACAAGACGGUGAUUUCGGGCACGCAGAAGGGCACGGUGAACGUCUGGGACGUCGAGAGCUGCCAGAAGACCCAGUCCUUCAAGGGCUCGUCCGGCGAGGGCGUCGACGCCUUCGUCAUGUCCGUGGCGUACUCGCCCGACGGCGCGCAGAUCGCCACGGGCGGCCUCAACGGCGCCAUCAACGUCUGGGACGCCAAGAGCGGCGACAAGGCCGCAGAGUUCGAGGGCCACGAGCUGCCCGUGCGGUCCAUCUCCUGGAGUCCCGACGGCCAGGUGCUGCUGAGCGCGUGCGACGACUCGACGGUCCAGGCCUACGACGUGGCGCGGCCGGGCAAGCCCUUCGAGACCUUCUACGCGCACCGGUCCUGGGCCCUCGGCGUCGCCUUCUCGCCGGACAACCGCCACUUCGCGACGUGCUCGUCCGACCGCACCGUCAAGAUCUGGGACCUCAACAUGAAGACCUGCGUCGCCGAGAUGAUGGGCCACCAGGACCAGGUCUGGGAGGUCGCCUACUCGCCCGACGGCGGCGAGCUCUGCUCCUGCGCCGACGACGGCGCGGUCCAGGUCUACUCCAUCGCCGCGGCGCAGGCCGCCGCCGCCGAGGCCGAGAAGAAGGACGCGGGGGAGAAGGAGGCCGCCGCCGCGCCCGCCUAG
This is a messenger RNA of Aureococcus anophagefferens, 978 nucleotides long. RefSeq lists its product as hypothetical. Gene Ontology annotation, molecular function: protein binding. The coding region runs from base 1 to 978 and encodes 325 amino acids. The record is from RefSeq and is a predicted model, not a curated record. The transcript has 2 exons. NCBI's taxonomy places the organism in Eukaryota, Pelagophyceae, Pelagomonadales, Pelagomonadaceae.